Messenger RNA from Cyclocybe aegerita, 999 nucleotides. Lineage: Eukaryota; Fungi; Basidiomycota; Agaricomycetes; Agaricales; Hemipholiotaceae. The record is from the annotation of a GenBank genome assembly.
AUGCCCAAAGCCACGUCAGACGACAUCGAAAGCACUGAAGAGAUGCUCGCAACAAGAGCGACCACCACUAUACGCAAGUCUUCUCAGACCGUGACCAAGGUGUCCACCCUCUCAGAAAUGUGGUUGAAGAAGCCGUCGAUUAGCACGUCUGCCAAAGCGAAGGCUUCCGCCAAGAAAGCCACAGCUGACGCAAAGGAGGAACCAGAGGCAAGCUCUUCUAAAGCGCGAACGACAGCAGCCGCGGAGGUCGCUCUGCAGGAGAAGGCAAUGACUCAGGGUAUUUUGGAUACCCUUGAGACCGACACCAUGGGCGAAUCGUGGCUGGAAGUCCUCAAACCUGAGUUCAAGAAGCCUUAUUUUACGCAGCUCAAGAAGUUUUUGACGGCUGAAAACGCGUCCCAAACUAUAUACCCCCCAGCCGCCAACAUCUACUCAUGGUCGAGAUUGACUCCCUUGGACCAAGUGAAAGUUAUUAUCCUAGGACAAGAUCCAUAUCAUAAUCAAGGACAAGCUCAUGGUCUUUCCUUCUCUGUGCUCCCGCCAAUGAAGCCUCCUGGGUCGCUAAAAAAUAUCUACAAGCAACUCGAAACAGAUAUUCCUACUUUCAAAGCCCCAAAAUCCGGGGAUCUUUCGCCAAUAGCCAAGCAAGGCGUCUUGUGGCUCAAUACCAGUCUAACAGUACGAGCACACAAAGCCGGCUCCCAUUCUCGUAAGGGCUGGGAGACGUUCACAGCUCAAGUUAUUCGCGCCGUAUUACAGCGAGAAGACGAAGACUCCGGUGUUGUCUUUAUGGCUUGGGGCCUCCCUGCACAGAAGACACUUGCAAGCAUCGGGAUCAACAAGAAGAAGCAUCUCUAUCUCGAGUCUGCCCAUCCAUCACCCUUGUCAGCUCAUAGAGGCUUCUUGGGGAAUGGCCAUUUCCGCAAAGCAAAUGAGUGGCUGGUGCAAAAAUAUGGCAAAGAGGCUGUGAUUGACUGGACGGUCAUCAGUGCGAAGUGA